UUGGGGAGCAUGCUGUUCGCAGUUAGGUCAAAAAAAAGUCAAAGUUGUUUCCAGUUAGAACAACUAAUUUGUUUUUUUGACCUAAUCGCAGUUACUACGAACAACCCCAAACCACAGGUUUGAAAAUUAAACACUUACUUUUGGAUAUAAGUUGAAACUUAUCUUAUUUCGUCCAUUUUGUUGUUAAUUUGUUUUAAUCAUUUUAAAUUUUGUAACUAUUUCUGAUUGUUUAGUAUUAGUAUAAGUACCAAGAUGGCCCACAACGACUAAAUAUCUUCGGACUCCUCAAAGCCCAUACCAAACUUCACUCUGACCCACCCAACAAUUAACGGCUAGUGGUACCCAUUUCCAACGGAACAAACAGAAAACUUUCAAACCCCCCAAAGCCUUAAUCUUUCUUCAGCGUUUUAACGGCUAUUUUUAACAACCUCAAUCUCUCUUCAUUUUCUCCUCCUCCUGCUUUCUCUUCAAUUCCUUUCUCCCCCAUUCUCUUUCAUCUACAAACUACAAAAACAUCAAUAAUUUCCUAAAUUUAACCCUAAUUAAUUCUCUAUCUCAUCUAAUUUUUCCUCCUUCCCCUGUUUCUGUAAUUUCAAACCAAGAAAACUAAAGGGUAAUACGAGAAGAACAUCUUUCAUGGCAGAAAGAAAUUGCAUUUCUUAAUCUGGUGAAUGACCAAAUCUCAAGGUUUAAGUUCUGAAAUUUCCAGAAAUAGAACUUUCUAGACAUUAAUGGAGGUAGAGCUAGAAGAAGCGAAAGCCGAGAUUGAGAGGCUAAAAUGUAGCUUAGCUGAUAAAGAAACAAUCAUAAAGAAGCUUGGAUAUACCAAAUCACCUAAAAGCAUUUUGUGCAAGGAGGAUGGAUUGGUAGAUGAGCUUGAGGAUAAACAUAGGAAGCUUGAGGAAGAUCUCAAAUGGAAGAAUGAACAGUUUAAACAUCUAGAAGAAGCACAUGCGAAGCUUCGGAAUCAGUUUCGUGAUUGUAAAAUUGAAUGGGAGGAGGAGAAAUCUGGAUUGAUUGAUGAGAUAACCCAGAUGCAGGAUAAGUUAGAUGAUAAAACCCAGAAAUCAGAUGAGCUUAAAUUUCAGUUAGCAAUGUCUAGGCAAGGUUUAGAGAACGAAAAGAAUCGGAGGAAAAAACUCGAAGAACAAGUUUCUGAGAUGGAGUUGGUGAUGGAAAGAUCGACAAUGGAGGGUUUCGAAGGAAAAGAUUGUUCGAUUGCUGAUAAUGGUGAAGAAAUUGCUGAUUUGAAGCAUUCGUUGCGUGUAAAAGAGAUGGAUUGUAAGGAUUUGGAAUACAAAUCAAAGAAAUUAGAGAAGGAAAAUCAGGAAUUAUUGACCUCCAUUAAAGAACUUCGGGAAGCUUAUAUUCCGAGAGCAGUUCCUACUCCGUCUUCAUGGGCUAAACUGAAAAGCAGACUGAAAUCGAUCGAGCAAAGUCACAGAGAAUGUUCGGCUAAUCUUAAAUCGAAAGAAGCGGAAUGGAAAUCGAAAAACGAAAGAAUUGCUCAAGAACUGAUAAGAUGUACUUACAAUUUGAAGAUGAGAGAUCAAGUGACAGAAGAAUUAAGGAAGGAAUUAGAAAGUUAUAAUUCAUCAUUAACCGAAUUGAAAAUGCAGAAUGAAGAACUGUCAUUAAUGUUACAGUUGAUUCGAUCAGAAGACGGUAAAGGGGCUAUAGCUCAGUUGAUGGAUCAAUACGAAAAAGAACGGGAAGAGAAGCAGGAAAUUCAGGAGGAACUCCAGCAAUUAAGGGAAGAACUCGAAUCAACACGACAAGCAUUAGAUAUGGUGGAUUCCGAGCUGACUGAUCAAGCUAACGAGAGAUGUGAACUUGAAUUAGAGUUAGAGAAUUGGAGAUCAGUAGCUGCACAUCUCGAAAGACAGAUUACAGGAACACAAUCGAUGCGCAGAGAGUUAGAAUUAUCGUUACUUGCACAGGCAGAAAUCGAGGAAAUGCUUAAGCUUGAUACGGAAGAGAAGGAUAAAAGGAUAGGUAAUCUCGAGCAUCAGAUAUUUUUGAUGGAUCAAGAGAUAAGGAUCGAAGAAGAAGAAGCCGAUGAUGAAGAUAUGGUCGAGGAUGAAAACAUGUCAUGGCGGUUGAUGAUGGAUGAUGGCGAAGAGAUGCAACUCGAGUUGCUCGCAAGAGAACUCGAAGAAGCCAUUGUUGGGCAUAUAUUGGGUGAAAGAAACUAUAGUUUUGACCCUUGUGGCUCAAAAGAGAAUGUGAAUCAAGAACAUUCCCAUUUGAGAAAGAUAAGUGAACCUUUCAUGGAGGAAAGAUCACCAUUCAAAGAGCUUAACUAGGAGAUAAGUGAACCUUUCAUGGAGGAAAGAUCACCAUUCAAAGAGCUUAACUAGGAGAUAAGUUUAUGAGGUGCAUUUCAAGUUACCACUUUUGCAAUUCUUUUCUUUACUUCAUUAUGUAAAUGAAAAUUGAUGUGAAUUCUUUUAGUACAUUUUACUCGGACUUGUAUAUCCAUGUUCGACUUCUGUCUAAGCGGAUUUGUACAUUUUUAUGAAAAAAUAUGAACAUUUUGGACCAAAUUAAGUGUGUUCAAGUGUCCUAGCUAAGUUUGACACAUACUCGUACUUGAAUUACUUGGAAUAAUGGAGGUACACACGCUCAUUCGCUC
This is a messenger RNA of Amaranthus tricolor (Joseph's coat), 2635 nucleotides long. RefSeq lists its product as uncharacterized. The transcript has 2 exons. The coding region runs from base 732 to 2306 and encodes 524 amino acids. Lineage: Eukaryota; Viridiplantae; Streptophyta; Magnoliopsida; Caryophyllales; Amaranthaceae. The record is from RefSeq and is a predicted model, not a curated record.